AUGUCUAUAGAAAGCGAAUUUGACAGCUUAUAUAACUUCGACGAUGAAUUAUAUUCGACUCCGCCUCCGCGGAAGCGCCGUAGAGCGAACAGCCAUAGAGUGGAUAGUUCCAAUACUUGCAGCGAACUCGCACAAAAGAAGCUUAUGCAAAUAUUACAUGAUCGAGAGAACUCCGAUGUCACCGUAACCGUUGGACCCAAGGAUACACAAUACUACCUCCACCGGGUCGUCAUAUGUCCAAGCUCAGCCUUUUUCAAAAUGGCAUUGAAGCCAAAGAGAUUCAAAGAAGGCUAUACUGGUGAAGUCAACCUACCUGAGAUGAAACCGGAUAUAUUCGAUGUUAUAGCUCGAUAUAUGUAUUCUGCCGAGCUUACCGUAACACCCGCAUACGGCGAUAACAUCAUAGAUAUCUACGAAGGUGCAGGCUUCCUACAGAUCCCGGACCUGCAAGAAGCAAUCUUCAAAAACCUCACCGAAUUCAUGAGUACUCAUAUGGAGGGCCUUCGAAAAUCUCAGAGGAAAGAGCUACUUUCUUUUUUUAUUAAGUUCUGCGAUUGUUGUUCUAAAUCUGACCUUGGGAAGCUUACGAGGUGCGCUGAGUUUCUCUUUGUGGAGUUUGAUAUGACCCCGGAGGAUUUCUUGACGGAAUUUGAAACAAAUGAGGCUAGUUAUUUGUUUAUGGCGGCGGUUAUGGCAGCAGGCCAGAAUUUGCGACAUACAAAUUGA
Orbilia oligospora ATCC 24927 is the source of this 726-nucleotide messenger RNA. RefSeq lists its product as uncharacterized. Gene Ontology annotation, molecular function: protein binding. The transcript is spliced from 2 exons. NCBI's taxonomy places the organism in Eukaryota, Fungi, Ascomycota, Orbiliomycetes, Orbiliales, Orbiliaceae. Bases 1 to 726 code for a protein of 241 amino acids. The record is from RefSeq and is a predicted model, not a curated record.